Molecule: messenger RNA, 1383 nt
Organism: Pleurotus ostreatus (oyster mushroom)
Lineage: Eukaryota; Fungi; Basidiomycota; Agaricomycetes; Agaricales; Pleurotaceae
Exons: 5
Coding region: 1-1383 (460 amino acids)
Molecular function (GO): protein binding
Source: RefSeq, a predicted model, not a curated record
AUGUUAUCUCGACCUCUGUGCCGCGGCUCGGCCCAAAAGAUAGCUUCUUACUUUGGUCUCGUCAAGAACUCGUGCGGUCUAAUCACUCUUCCUCAGGAAGUCUUGGAGAUGAUUCUUGCCGACCUGGACUGGAAGGAUGUGCUCAACGUACGCGUGACUUGUAAACUUCUGUGUACCGCCUUCCGAUCGCGAUCUGUUUGGCGUGCCCAAUACCAACGGGUGUCCGACAGCUAUGACACCCCUUUGAAUGCGAAGGAUCGCACGGCGACUUACACCGAACUUGAGCGCGACACCUUGCACUGGGCUCGAUUACAACACAGUUGGGGGUCUCGGCCGAAACCCCCAACACAACGUCUAUUAUGCGAGUGUUCUGCCGUCCAGAUACAUCUCGUUCACGGAGGUCGGUGGCUUUUAGCCUCCACCGAUUAUCCUUGUCUCGAACUUUACGACCUUGAUUCGCUAAAUGGCCGACGCCGCAUCUUAAUUCGCUCACAAGACAAGCAUGACGAGCAAGUUAGAACCUUCGUUGUCGACGAGGUGAGGAUGACGCCGCCCAACGUUGACAUGUUCAUCGCCCUUAAUCACUGUGAAAUCACUGACGAGCCGCUCAUGAGGAUAUCCAUAUGGAGAAUCACCAGCGGGCCAGAUGAUCAUACUCUUCUGGCUCAUCAUAUCACUUCCUUUAACACAUACACGACAGGCGUAUGCGUAGAUAUGGACCUGCGAGGGGAUUACCUUGCGACGAAUGGGCGUUCUCCAAACCACAUAGAUAUCUACGACUGGCGGCGUUCGUCAUCUCUAGUCCAUCACAAGGCUACAAUUGCUCUUGGUCAAAAAAACGCGGUCAAAUCUAUUCGUAUUCUCUCCGGACAACGAAUUCUUACAUUUGAAUGGGGAGUUGUGAGAAUCUACGCAGUAGAUGCAUCCAAAUUCCGUCCAAUACCAGGAAGGCAGCCCGUGGUCGCUCCUCUGACCAUGCCUCUGCACACUCUACAUCUCCCAGGGAUGGACCCCUAUCUUCUCUGUCCCCUUCAUCUUGACCGUCUGGGCACUGCUUCCUUGUACCUCGCUUGCGCCCAUGCAGUGGUCAAGUUGACUGUUCCAUAUGAUGACCAACCACUGAUAGUGGCGGAUUGUCUCGCUUACAAUGAAGGUCGACCUUGGACCUGGGCCAUUACUCUCCACCGGGCGUACUUUCGCAAGGGUACAACAGCUACGGCCGUCUUGCUUGCCCGCGGUUUUGAUGAAAAUUGCACUCAAGUUUGGGAUAUUGUAGAUCGUAAUUAUGACGCAGGCCCACUCGUUGAUGACUACUCAGGUCGGAUCGUUGAGCGAGCAAGGAUGAACUACAAGAUUGUAGUCUUUCUCAGAUCUGUGUCGUGA